This is a messenger RNA of Botrytis fragariae, 432 nucleotides long. Its product is annotated as putative heterogeneous nuclear ribonucleoprotein g protein. The record is from RefSeq and is a predicted model, not a curated record. The transcript is spliced from 2 exons. Lineage: Eukaryota; Fungi; Ascomycota; Leotiomycetes; Helotiales; Sclerotiniaceae. The coding region runs from base 1 to 432 and encodes 143 amino acids.
AUGUCCACCAAAACUCAAUCUCGCGGAUCCUCACCCAGCAUGUCUGCUCGACCCAAACUCAUGAGAGCACAUGCCACAGCGCCUUCCCUCGUCACCGGCAAUGCCUCGCGUAAGGAUCUCGCUACGCUCCAUGCUUCCACCAAAGCGGCGUCGAUUCUCACGCGGGUGGCUAGCUACUCGGCUCAGCAGGAUCACAUGAAUGGAGGGGCUUCGAGGAGAGACAGCGGGAGUGCGUACUCGACGCCUGGAAAUCGCAGUCCUCGGAGUCCGGAGAGUGGCAGUGGAUUGGCGAGGAGCUGUAAGCAGGAAUUGGGGAUGAAGGGGUGCUCGGGUGGUUUUCAGUCAGCGGGCUACUUUAGCUUUCCCUCGUUUGAAGAUUUUCAAGGAUACCAAGAACCAAAUGAGAGGAUGGAACGAAAGAGCGUCUCAUGA